AUGGUCCAGUGUAAUAACCAAAGCACGCCUCCGCCUGUGACGGUCUUUGUCUUGCUGGGGUUCCCAGCCCUGCAGGAGGCCCCUCUCCCGCUCUUCUUCAUCUUCCUGGCCCUCUACACUCUCAUCGUGCUGGGCAAUGUGGUGAUCCUAGUGGCGGUGGUUGGGGAUCCCCGGCUACACAAGCCCAUGUACUUCUUCCUGUGCAACCUCUCGGCCCUGGACAUUCUCUUCACCACCACCACGGUGCCCAAGAUGCUGGCCAUGUUCCUCUUCCAGCACAAUGCCAUCUCCUUUGCCGGCUGCUUCCUGCAGAUGUACAGUUUCCACACUCUCACGGUCAUGGAGUCCUUCAUCCUGGUGGUCAUGGCCUAUGACCGCUACGAGGCCAUCUGCCACCCACUGCACUACCCCAGCCGCAUGACCCCGCAGGCCAACGCCAGCCUGGCAGCGGGUGCCUGGACCAUGGCCCUGAUCAUCCCCGCCCCGGUGAUAGUAGAGACGGCGCAGCUGGAGUACACGGCCAGGGCCCUGGUGGAGCACUGCUUCUGCGACCACCUCGCCGUGGUGAGGGCUGCCUGCCAGGAUGCCGGGAGCAAGCAGCAGACCUUCAUCGGCUUCUGCAUUGCCAUGACUGUCUCCUUGGUGCCCCUGCUCCUGGUGCUCUUCUCCUACGGGCGCAUCCUGGUCUCCGUUGUAAAGAUCGCCUCCCAGGAAGGCCGGACCAAGGCCUUUUCCACAUGCACAUCUCACCUGCUGGUGGUCGGUACUUACUACUCCUCCAUUGCUGUGGCCUACGUGUCCUAUAGGAUGGAAAUGGCCAUUGACCUUCAUGUGCUCAGCAACGUCAUUUUUGCCAUCUUGACCCCCAUGUUGAACCCUCUCAUCUAUACGCUGAGGAACAAGGAUGUAAAGGAAGCCAUUAAGACAGUCUCUCUAAAAGUAUUUCUUCUUUUGAAAAACUUUUAG
Molecule: messenger RNA, 966 nt
Organism: Sarcophilus harrisii (Tasmanian devil)
Lineage: Eukaryota; Metazoa; Chordata; Mammalia; Dasyuromorphia; Dasyuridae
Product: olfactory receptor 2AT4-like
Exons: 1
Coding region: 1-966 (321 amino acids)
Biological process (GO): G protein-coupled receptor signaling pathway
Cellular component (GO): membrane
Molecular function (GO): olfactory receptor activity; G protein-coupled receptor activity
Source: RefSeq, a predicted model, not a curated record